CCUGUUUGGAGGUUGCAGAUGGAGGAUGAAGGAUUCCGUUUGCGGCCCAGGACGGGCAAACAGAACAGAGGGGACUGCGUCGUGCAGGAAAAAUUGCCCAGCGCCGGCACAAGGAUGCACCAACACCUAGAGCGGAGCAGCUACGGGAACAGCCCUCGAGCGAAAGGGUACGGACGCUACCCCAUUACCAGCCUCCAUCUGCAGCUGAACACCCGAGUUGCUGCUCUGGUGAGUUCCACGGUGUGCUGUGUUCUUUCCGCAUCACGGAAUUCUUUCUUUGCCCCGUUUUCCUCCCUAGUUCUGCAGAAAGUACCCCCUCCCGCAUGCAGCACUUGGGCGUCUACCCUGGUUUUCCAGCCUUCCCUCCCGAACAGCACUUUGCUUCACACUCAGCAUUCAGCCGUGCGGCCCGGCUGCAAAAGCCCCUUCGCCGAACAAUCGCCCUCUGUACCACAGCCAGUCUCCAUAGCAGACAUGCCUCAUGAAUUCGUUUCUGCAAAACAUCUUGCUGCAUCCCCCAACUCUUCAUUCCACAUGAAUGUGCCGUUGUGUCAUGGCACAAGCAAGCAGAAGGGCAGGAGUAAUAUGUUCCAGUCGGGCUCAUUUCAAACGCAUCCACCUUCCUCUCUCCACAGCCAUAAUUCAGGCUGUUAAAUGCCUGACCAGCGCUAGCCAUCUGCUUCCAGUCUUCUAGGAAUACCGCUGCAUCAUUUAAUCAAACAAGAGAAGGUCCCUGUUUCAUUGAAUCAUAAGUCACUGUUGAAGUAAUUAUAGUUUUAUGCCCCCUACCAGAAGGCAACAGGGACGCUUCAUUUUAUUGGCUUCCACAUUCCGCGCAAUGGCGUUGCCAAGGUCACCCAUGUGAGAAAAACGCACGUUAACGUUGCCUCAGCCACAAACAGGAGUGGAUUCCUCUCUCUUCCCGUACUCAGCCUCCCAGAGCCACUGGAACUCAGCGAGGGACCAGUCUGGCCAUGAGUUAUCAGCUUGCUUCACGUUAAUGCACAUGUGCAAAAUUAAGUGCAGGCAUAAAUCUUGGCAGGCUUAUACAACAGCAAAUUGGAAACUGAAAUGGCGCUCGUGGUGGUCCGUGGUCCAGCAUGUUUUUAGCGAGCCAGGUGUCCACUUAUCAUGGGUAUGGCCAAGUUUCCCGCUGUCCCAUAAAGAUUGUUUACAGCCACCCGCCCUGGCUCUGGGAUCUGCACUGUUAUUUAGCUCUAAUUUACCCCAAAUGU
This is a messenger RNA of Pelodiscus sinensis (Chinese soft-shelled turtle), 1235 nucleotides long. Lineage: Eukaryota; Metazoa; Chordata; Testudines; Trionychidae. The record is from RefSeq and is a predicted model, not a curated record.